Messenger RNA from Linum trigynum, 1759 nucleotides. The record is from the annotation of a GenBank genome assembly. NCBI's taxonomy places the organism in Eukaryota, Viridiplantae, Streptophyta, Magnoliopsida, Malpighiales, Linaceae.
CACACGAACAAGGGAUUGGUCUAGUGGUAAUACCACUAACCUAGAAAUAGAGAGGUCACAGAUUCAAAUCCUUUAAUUAAGUAGUACCUUAAUCACAAAAAUGAAACCUAGAUCACCCUUUAUAUAUAAAGUGUCUGUUGAGUUUGUGAAGGAGAUCAGGUGGUUGGAGCGCACUGAUGUAUCUUCUUCAUUCACUGAAACAACUUGUAAAGAAGAAACUAAUUUAUUGAGUUGAAAAAGAAAUUACAGCGGAAUGGUUUUAUACAAAGAAACUCUCUGAAUCAUGCCAACGAAGUUGGCACUUUGAAACUCUCAAAUAACAACCUACUUCCCAAGUUUUAUUCACCCAGAUCGCACUCUGUGAAUCAAACUACUAAAGUAAUAAACUAAUGGACCCAAAGUAGAAGAAGAACUUUCCCGAUUUUCUCUCUUACUACAGACUGUCCAAGACUUAUUGAAGGCAAGAGGAAGCUAUUUAUACUAAAAGAGGGAAUUGACCGUUGCAGAAGGAUUGAGACGCUCUUGAUCUUCAUCAUGGCCCGUCAUAGAGUCGGUGAUGUCUGUGCACCAUCACCGACGAUCUUCUUGGAGUUUUGCUGCCGCCCUUGUAGACUGGAGGCUAGGGUUGAGCAGAACGAAAAUAAUGUCAUCUGGAGGAGAAGACUUGGAAGGACGACUCUUUGAGUGGUGCCGUUGAAGGUGAAACAUCGUCGUGUGUCCAAAGGCAAAACGUCAUCGUUCUGAUAGAUUGAGGAAGACGGCACCUUUCAUCAGUGUCGUGAUAAAAUAAAAUUGUCGCUAGCUAAUUCGAGGAGAGCCUGUUGCCGUCACGGCACAAAAGAUCAUUCACUUGUGUUUUUUGGACUACAUUUCCCGGCUUGAUUUGGUUGAAGGGAUUCUGCCGUUUAUACUUUUCAAAGGCGGCUUAUAUGUGCUUAAUUGGUAGCCUAGGGGGACCUUUGAUUGAUCGAUCAAUUAAUUAAUUAAUUAAUCAAUCAAUCAAUCUGAAAUAAGUACAAAAAUAUUAACGAAUUAUAUAAGGCAGAGAUACCCAAGUCUGGAGCACUCUUGAUACUACAUAAACACUUGGUAAUUAAUUAGCAGCAGUAGUGCCGAUCAAAAUUAAAGAUCUCAAAACAAUUAAAGAAGGGGAGAAAUUAAAUAAAAGCAUACAGAGCCAUGGCGAUCCCCAGUAGUAGUACUGUUGCAAUCAAGUUGGCCGUCUUGCUUCUCAUCGUCCUUACAUAUUUUCAUGCAGGUGUUUUGCCUUCAAGGGUAGUAGUAGUUAGUCCGCAAUUGGAGAAUGUGGACGACGACUAUGCUCCGAUUCAUGUCAGGAACGAGGAGAGGUCGCCGCCGAAAAGAGGCAAAGGUGUGGUGAUGAUCACAUCCUCCAGUGCCUGAAGAUCUCGGUCGUUGCAGCGUGGGCUGUUACUGUAAUGACAAUUUAUGCCAUUGCAUCUGCUCCAGCUAGCUAGAUAUAUGUUGUUUUGUAUUAUUCCACAAACUUAGGCGGGUAGUAUCCUAGAGUUGGUGGCUGAGGUGCUGACUCUGCUGGAAGCAGUAGCUUGGUGCCUAGCGUUGGGCUUUCAGGAUGUUUGUUUCCGAGGGAUGCUCAGAAUGUCGUGGACAAACUUAGAAAGAGGGAUGCGAAUGAUGUCCAGGUUGGGGCGGUUUUGGAGGAGCUUAUUGGGAUGCUUACAGAUCAUAGUGCUUUCAACGUUCGUUUUGUAAGUCGGAAUAACAAUAGGGUAGCCCA